Messenger RNA from Racocetra fulgida, 1195 nucleotides. Lineage: Eukaryota; Fungi; Glomeromycota; Glomeromycetes; Diversisporales; Gigasporaceae. The record is from the annotation of a GenBank genome assembly.
AUGAAUACAACGGUUCUCACUCAUUCUGCUCAACUUUCUAUAACCGAUCACAAAAAAUCGCUCGGAAAAGUUAAACAAUAUCAUAGUACUUCGGAUUUGUUUGUCGAAGCGGACGAUAUAACCUUUACUCCCUUAGAUCCCGAUCCCAUGCUCGCAGAUUUACCUUAUACCUCCAGUACUGGUUCGGUCAGCGGCUCUACCGUUAUUACCAGUCCUGCGCCUUCUUAUAUGGCCCACCUUCCUUCAAAGUUAAAAUCUUUUUUUAGACUAAGCGGCGGUCAUAAAAAGGAAUCUUCGAUGAGUUCCGUUAAUGGUGAACAUGGUUCCUCCUCAUCUUUAUCUUCCGUUUUGUCAAACGAUAGUGAAAAGAUUUCUGUUAAUGAUUGUGUUCAAAAUGAGGGUUCGAAACCUGAAAAAAAUAAAACAAUUGGUUCCUUAUUUUUAAAAGAUCAAAACAAUAAUCAAAAGUUACGCAGGGUUGCUUCUGCUCCCAAUACUAAAGCUUUGAACGAUGCUAAUCUUGGAAAUUCGCUAUAUCAAUUUUACGGAAAUUCCAACGAGAAUAAUAACGUAAAAUUGUCUGUUCCAGUUAGGCCUGUAUCUGAAAUAAAGCGGUCUGGGACUUUCAAACGAACUUAUUCGUCAAAUUCGAUCAAGAUCAAGAGGGUUGAAGUCGGUCCUAGUAGUUUCCAGAAGAUUAAAUUAUUGGGAAAGGGUGAUGUUGGAAAAGUGUACUUAGUAAGAGAAAAAAAGACCGGCAAACUUUAUGCAAUGAAAGGGAAAUGCUUACCGGAAGAAGAUGCAAAGUUUUAUGCUGCUGAAGUAAUUGCUGCAUUAGAAUAUUUGCACUUAAUGGGUUUUAUUUAUCGUGAUUUGAAACCUGAAAAUUUUGAUCUUUCAAAACAAUCUCAUCCAGCAAAUAUGCCAGGAAUUGUUAAAAAUAGCUCUGGAAAUUCUGAUGAAAAUCGACGACUUGGAUCUAAAGCUGGUGCAUCUGAUGUUAAAGCACAUCCUUUCUUUAAGAGCACGCAGUGGGCUUUACUGAGGCAUGCAACUCCGCCAAUUGUACCUCAACAAAGUUUUGGUACUGAUGCUGUAAACUUCCGGAAUAUUCAAGAAAGCGUUAGUUUAGAUAUGGAAGGGGAGAAAGUCGUGGUUAAUGUUAGUGGUGAUAAUCCUUUUGAAGAAUUUAAUA